CCAUGCCGCAGUCUCAUGCUUACACCGUCAGAUUACGUUCACCACAGAACCAGUACAGAACCUCAGACGUGCGUGCUCCCCACCAUGCCUCUGUGUAGUCUCGCCCGCCCUUGUGCAUUAUGGGCUUGGGUGUGUGUUUAUGCGUGGGUCUUCGCCUGGCCAGCUGAUGCCCGUUUUACAGUGUGGUGGAAUUCGCCUACAGAGGAGUGUCAGCAUUUUGGAAUCUAUGUAAACGUUUCCGAGUACGGGAUCGUCCAGAACACUGGUGACAAGUUCUACGGUGAUAAGGUCACCAUUUUCUACGGCCCAGGAGUUUUUCCAGUGUUUAAGGGCAACGCGUCAGUCAAUGGCGGAAUCCCCCAGCGUGGUAACAUCUCACUGCACGUUCGAACCUUCAUGAAGCAGGUCGAGAGCCAAAUGAAACCCGACUUCGAAGGUGUGGCCGUCUUGGACUUCGAGGCAUACUACCCGAACUACGAGAUGAGUCCUGAGCAGUAUCGCCACGCCUCCAUUGCCUGGGUCACCGCACAGCACCCCGCUUGGUCGCCCCAGCUCAUUGCUCAGACCGCCGAGAGGACCUUUAACGACUCUGCUAGGGAGUACUUCCAGCUGCUGUUGUGGGCAGGUCGAGAGCUCCGGCCAAAAGCUCAGUGGGGUUACUACCAUUAUCCUUACUGCCAUAACUACGGCCCGGGAGUUGGCGACUGCAAACCCACUGUUAUGAAGAGUAACGAUGAGACCCUGUGGCUCUUCGAAGGCAGCUCGGCCCUGUACCCCAGUAUAUACAUCUUCAAGAACAGUGGGUGGGAUCCGCGAACCCGACGUCUUAAUACCAUGGGGCGUUUGGGUGAGGCCCUGAGGGUUAGGCGCAACACUGGCAAAGAUAUUCCCAUAUACCCUUACUUUUGGUACAAGUACCAUGACUCUCCCUCGUUUCUAAUACCCAUAGACGUCGUAAACACACUCGGGUAUUCUAGGAUACUAGGGCUGGAGGGAGUCGUGAUUUGGGGUUCGAAACGUGACGUCGAUACGAAGGAGAAAUGCAUUGCCAUGAAGAGCUACGUGGAAACUGGCUUGGGUCCCCUGGUUCAGUACAUUACCAACCUGCCUCUCUCAACCGUACGCUCUGUGAUCAACUCUCGACGUUUCCUGAAGAAGUUGGCGUCCACUGCGCUAAGGGAGGGUCGGAGGAAGAAGAAGAACCGUGGCUAGGACGUAGUUAAAAAGGUGUUUGGAGAGAGAGAAGAUAAAAAGAACGAAUUCCUGUUUCUUUUGGUGGCGUUUCAUAUUUUUUUGUCGUCAUUAUUGUUGUGAUUAAGUGAGUUACGAUAGGUUGUGUGUGUGUGUGUGUGUAUGUGUGUGUGUGUGUGUGUGUGUGUGUGUGUGUGUGUGUGUGUGUGUGUGUGUGUGUGUGUGUGUGUGUGUACUGCAAGAUCUUUGAUAUUUAACAUUAUUCGUUAUGUUAAUUAUUUACAGGUUUCCACUGUCUACUGAUUAAUAUAUAUUGAUUCUUUUAAUGCAAGGUAUGAUGUUUGCGAUGUCGAAAUUAAAGGAAUUAUCAAAUAAGUAUCA
Messenger RNA from Penaeus monodon (black tiger shrimp), 1572 nucleotides. RefSeq names its product hyaluronidase B-like. Bases 16 to 1212 code for a protein of 398 amino acids. The transcript is spliced from 7 exons. The record is from RefSeq and is a predicted model, not a curated record. Gene Ontology annotation, molecular function: hyalurononglucosaminidase activity. Gene Ontology annotation, biological process: carbohydrate metabolic process; hyaluronan catabolic process. NCBI's taxonomy places the organism in Eukaryota, Metazoa, Arthropoda, Malacostraca, Decapoda, Penaeidae.